Meleagris gallopavo (turkey) is the source of this 6291-nucleotide messenger RNA. RefSeq names its product BPI fold-containing family C protein-like. The record is from RefSeq and is a predicted model, not a curated record. NCBI's taxonomy places the organism in Eukaryota, Metazoa, Chordata, Aves, Galliformes, Phasianidae. Gene Ontology annotation, molecular function: lipid binding.
UCAGUCUGAUGGGAAGGAGUGACUGGGUCUUCCUGUGUUAUAAACACCAAGUUUUUAUUAAUUUCAGGAACCAGUUAUUGCAUUAUUCAGCUUAUCUCCGUUAGUGUUAGCAACGUUUUAUGUACAGAGAUCUUAUUUUUUGUAGUAUUUUUACAGUUUGUCCCUUUGUAACUGGAUACCAUGAGUGGGAACAGAUUUAUAAAAUCUAGUGAAUUAUCAUAGAAUUAUAGAAUCAAAAUUUGUGUUGAAGUAACCUCCAAAGGCCAUCUAGUCCAGAGAUCACCUAAGAACAGGACUAAUCAGAUCAUGUUGCUGCAGACUGUGUUCAUGUGAGUUUUGAACCUCUCCAAGAGCAGAGAUUCCACAACCUUUCUGGGCAACAUUUUCUGCUGUUUAACCAGCUUCAGAGUAAAUUUAUUUUCCUGAUAUCGAAUCAGAAUUUCCCAUGUUCCAAUUUGUGUCCACUUCCUUUUUUCUCUGCACUGUGCACUUCCAAGAAGAGCCCAGCUCCAUCUUUUCUGUAUCCUCAGAUCAGAAAGUUGUAGAAAAGAAAAAGGUCUUGGCAGGCUCUCUCUUUUCCAAGCUAAGCAUACUUGAUCUCUCAUACUGUCCUAGUAGAUCAUGUUCUCCAGCCUCAUAACCAUUUUCGUGAUACCUGCUGGACUUGAUCCAGGAUGUCAAUAUCAUUCAAUAUCAGUGGGGAGCCCAAAUUGGACACAGUAAUUCACAGUCUUGCAAGUGCCAAAUAGAAAGGAAGAAACACUUACCUUCACAUGCAGCUUUAUGUUCAACCUUGCUGUCCACUAAGAUUCACAGAUCCUUUUCUGCAUAGCUUGUUUCUAAAGAUCCCCUAGGCUGGACUGAUGCAGGGCAUUACUCCCUCCCAGAUGUGAGGAGUGCACUGACUGCUCCUCACAGGUUGGUGUUGGGUACAAACUUGCCAAGAGUGCACACUGUCCCAUCAUCCACACCAUCAGUGAAGGAAUUAAGCAGUGCUGAUCGCAAUAUUGAUUCCUGUGGGACACCCACUAGUUGCCAGUCAACAUCCUGACUUUGUUAAACACAACUCUGAUUCUGGCCACACAGCCAAUUUUCCACGUUCCUUCUCCACCCUAUAAAUCACCAGUUUGAUGAGACUAAUGGAGACUGUUUCAGAGUCCUUACUGAAAUCAGAGAAUACCAUAUCCAUUGCCCUUCCGUUGUCCACAGCACCAGUCAGCUGAUCGUAGAAAGCCGUGAAGCUGGCCAGGUGUGAUCUGCCUCUGGUAUACCCAUGCUGGCUGCUUCCAGCUACAUUAUCCUUUGUGUGCUUUAGAAAUGGCUUCUAAGAUAUUUUACUCCAUAUCCAUCCCAGUGUCAGAGAUGAGAUUGACUGUCUUGUAUUUCCCUGCAUCAUUCUCCUUGCCUAUCUUGAAAGCAGUGUGAUGUCCGCCUUUUUUCCAGUCAUGAGGAACUUCUGACUGCCAUGACUUUGAUAGAAAGCAGCAUAUUUCUGUGAUCAGUCAGCCAACACCUUUGGGUGCUUCCUGUCUGGUCCCAUGGAUUUGCGUACAUCCAUGUGGGUUAAGCGAUCCCAAACACUGGCUUUCUCUGCUGUGGGUUAUGCUUCGUUCCCACAGGCUCUGCAAGGAGCUCAAGGACCUGUGAGCCCUGACGACAGAUCUUACUAGCGAAGACAUCUUUUUCUGCAUCUCUUGACACAAGUCCCUGGCCUGCUGAGCAAUGGACCCACCCUCUUCUUAAACUUUCUUUUGCUAUUGAUAUAUUUACAAAGCCCUUCACCUCCCAUAAUUGUUUCAGCUCCUAAUGAGUUUUGGCUUUCCUGACUUCAUUUCUACAUGUGCAAGCAAUGUCUUAGCGCUCCUUUCAAGUAGCUGGUCCCAGUUUCCAUCUUCUGUAUGCUUCCUUUUCGUGUCUGAGGUCACUCAAGAGCUCUGUGUUCAUCUACUCUGGCCUUCUGCCACGGUUGCUCAACCAUCUGAACAUUGUUCUUGUGCUCUGAGGAGGUUGUCCUUGAAGAUUAGCCAGCUCUGGGCCUUUGCUCUGCAGGGUAUUUUCCCACAGAUCUUGCCAAGCAGGCUCCUGAAAUCUUCACAUCUACAGUCUACAGCUGUAAUUCUGUUUUUUGUCUUGCUCACUCCUCUCAGGUUCUGAAACUCCACAGUCUUGUGCUCACUGCAACCAAGACUGUCCCGUCCUUGAUUGUCAUCCCACAGUUUUUCCUUGUUUGUGAGUAGCUGCAGCUCUUUGAGGGGAUCAGGCUCCACGUAAUUCUUUAAUUCUGUAACUCUCAAAUUUCUGGAACUGAAGAGCUUAUUUUUCCCUAUGCCAUUGUCACCACAGAGGAGUUACUGAAAGUGCGUGAAAAAGGAAACAUGUCUGCAAAUGUUAUACUACAGAAAGUUCUGUUCCAACUUGGGACAGAAAUGUAACUUGGGGUUGAUUUUUUCCUGAAUCCAUAUAUGUUGAUGCUCUUUUUCUUAAUUAAAAAAACAUCCUGAAACCAAAGAGAAGUAAAUCACUGCAGGGCUUUCAGCUCAUUGUAUUAUAUAGUGGGAGAAGAGCGACUAGAAAAAGAACAGAAGAACUGAAAAAAAGCUUUUAAAUAGUUUGAUGUCCCUCACUGAUAAUACUCCUGGCACUUCUUUCUGCCUAUUUGGGGAUUCAUGAGAUAGGGGAAAAAGAGAACGAAAGCCCUGCUGCCCAUCUCUUCUCUCUUCCAAUGCGAUAUGUGCUCCAGUACCAGCCAACAAGAGCCAUGGCUGGAUGGGCCUUUCCAAGCCAAAGCCAUGCCUCAGUGUGAUGUUGUCCCUGAAGCCCUAGUUCUGAGACUGUUGUUAACAAAGUGGUAAAGCAGUUGUUUCUUUGAUGACUAAAGAAGAUGCUGUAUAUAGCAAAUGUUCCCCUGUAUCAUCCUAUUCUUGCCUAUUGGCCAAAAUACCAUUUUUGAUCUGGUAUUACUUCUUAACUGACAGAAUAACUGAAACCUGUACCUCAGCAUGCUGCAGACUAAAGAGCGUGGAGAAAGGAGAGAAUUAGGGAAGCAGGGAAAGGGGACUGCUGGAGCACCAAGGUACAGGCAAUGGCUGGCAUUGUACAAACCAAAGUGAUCUGCAGAGAAACAGCAACAAGUCUUCACUGCUACACUGAUAAGUUCAUUUUGUUUCCUGUAUAUUAGGUAAAAAGGAUUGCAAUCUGUAUCUCCAUUAGCAUUUAGAUUGAAGCAAAUUUUUUGUUGCUCUAUAAGAAAAUAAAAUUUAAACAUUCUUUUUAGAAGCUCUUUCUAAUACCUUAAAAGGCAUAAAGUUAGUAGAAACAAUUUGCAGGGUAUGUUAGUAUACUAUCUGAAUAUGUCUGUAAGCAGAUAUUUGGCUUUUACUGGGAUAUUUGUAGAAAAAAAUGAUGAAACUGUUCUGGAAGUGUUAUUUUUUUCUUUGCUAACUUUUGCUGAAAGUUUUAUCUAAACUAGUGAUACUCCUUUAGAAGAACCAUAAAAUGUUAGAGGCCUAAAAUGAGCAUAAGCUGCGAUAGUUAUUGGACAAUUUUAAGUUGUCUGUAGAUCUUGGAGAUUUACAUGAUGGAAACAAUGGCGCUUGUCCCUUGCUCUGAAGGAACAGCAGAACUUGUGCAAAAAAAGUGUAAGGAGAGGUUUACAUACAUGAGGAUGUGAUUUUUAUUCAUCUUCAGUAGCCAGAGGUAUAAAUAAUGGAAUGGUUAUGCACGUGACUGCCUGUGGUGAAUAUUAGAUCUGUAUGUAGCCUGAGUAUUUGUUGUCUGACAAAUGUUUUUACCCUUUUCUAUUUGUGAUUGCACAAUGAAGUGACUCAGAUCUUCCAGCCAAGUGCUCCAUGCCUGAGGAAAUACACACAAGCUAAUUGAUUAAAUCACCUCUUUCACAAGCCAGGUAGUACUGGUCAGUGGAAGGACGAGCAAGCAGAAGAAAGAGAAAAUACUGACUGAAAGUACUUGACACCAUAUGUUGACACCACAUUAGUAUAUAUAAACAAUAGUUUAAAUACUACAUAAUUUAUUAUUUUCUAUUUUGACCAAUUUCAGAACAGAUGGGCCUAGACAGUUGUUUUCCAUCUGUUCUUCCUAGCAGCUACACAUUUCUUUCUUUCUUUCUUUCUUUCUUUCUUUCUUUCUUUCUUUCUUUCUCAGUACAAAUUUGGUUAUGAAUUUUAGUCCUGUGGAACUACUGGAAUAUAUUCUUCACUGGGGUAUCUUGUCAGGUCCAUCUGAAAAGCCAGUGCAGAAACAGCAUGUCACAAAUGCAGCAACCACUGUGAGCUCAGCAUCCCAGUGCCUGAGGUCCUCCACCUACAGUUAACACUGCCCUCUGCUUUGUCCCUAAAUUAAAUUAGAGUGAUACUUUUAACCUAUGACACUCAAAAUAGCUCAAGACAUGGUUAUCUGAGAGGCCACUCCCUGUGUGAUACUGCUGAAGGUGGCAGCAAUUGGCUGUAGUCAAGCUCUCAGCUCCUUCUUUUAAAAGACAGUGCUGUGGCUACAGAGGGUUUUCUUGCAGCGUCCUCAAUCCUGUGGUCUGAUACAGCAAGACUCCUCUUUUCAGCCUUCAGAGAAGAGGUUCUUUAAAAAGCAAAGACGAUGGUGAAGAUUUGCUGUUCUCUUCUCCUCUUAAGUUUGCUCAGUGUGCAGCUAAAAGCCAACCCCGGACUCAAAGUGAGAAUCACUCAGAAGGCCUUGGAGUAUGCCAAGAAGGUUGGGUUAGAGAUCCUGAAGAAGAAUAUGGAGAAGGAGCAAUUCCCUGAUUUGACUGGCUAUGAGAGAUCUGGGCUUGGUAAUGUCAACUACAACAUCUCAAGAAUAAGAGUCACUGCUGUCGAAUUCCCCAACGUUUCCAUCUCCCUCACACCCAGGAGCGGGAUAAAACUGAUGAUUAGAAAUGCUUCUCUCACCAUCGAUAUGAACUGGAAUAUAAGGACUUGGAUGUUCAAAGACGGUGGAAGAAGCAUAGUGCACAUUUCCAAGGUGUUUGUUACUGCAACCUUUUCAACACCCCUGGAUAGUAUGGGUCAUACUUCAAUAUCACUUAGCAGCUGUCAUACAACUUCUGGUGAUACAGACAUCAAGUUGAAUGGAAAAAGUGGCUUCCUGCAUGAUUUCUUUAUCAAAUAUCUGAAGAAACCCAUUCACAGGAACUUGGCCACUAAUUCUUGUCCCAACAUCAGAUCUGGGAUCCAGUUGAUAGCUAAGGACCUCCAAUCACUGAAUGUCCCAGUGCGAAUUGAUGAUUUGGCUGAAAUUGAUUACUCCUUAAACAGCUUGGAAGUAUUCCGACCAUACAUUGACAUGGACUUAAAGGGGAUAGUCUACCCAGCUGGAAAUUAUACUGGCCCUCCCUAUGUGGCAACUCCCUUUGCUAUCCCGGACCAAAGUGACUCCAUGCUCUACCUUGCCUUCUCCGAGUAUUUCUUUCAGACAUCCUUAUUUUCUUACUACACAGCAGGGGCCUUCAACAUCACCAUUGCAAAGGAAACUUGCAGAGAUUUGAAUAUAAGCACUGAGAUGUUUGGUAGUAUCAUCCCCGAGAUAGCCAAAUACUCCAUUAUACCGUAUCCAGUUAUGAUGAAGCUAAUAGCCACUGAAAUACCUCUCAUCAGCUUGCAGCAGGAUUCAUUUACUCUAGAGAUUCAGGAAUCCAUGGAGGUGUUUGCUGUUCUGCCAGACUCAACCACUCAGUCAUUGUUCACAGUGAAUGUAGCAGCCAACAUCAGCAUAGCUCUGAAUGUCUUUAACCAGAAACUCACAGGCUCACUAUGUCUGAACAGGCUCCAGUUCUCCCUCGCCCAUUCCAAUGUUGGCUCUUUUGAGAUCUCAUUUCUGGAGAACAUCCUGUCUUAUAUUUUACAAACUGAAGUAAUUCCAUCAGCCAAUGUUAAACUAUCCAAAGGAUUCCCUCUUCCCAAUUUGGCCAAUAUUACCUUCACAAGGCCUCGUGUUACAAUCGCACAGGGAUAUGUGUUGAUUUCUACCGAUGCUCACUACAAGCACUGAAGGAGAAAAAUCACCACCUGUUAGGCAUGAACCUCAAAUUAAUAAGGGACUAAUAAAGCCUUGUCUACACACUUCUUGUGUCUGUCUUCCUGAAAGGUGCCGCCGCCUCUCACAAGAAGUACAUUGUCAGUUCUGUGAGUACAGCUCUACGCAUUGAGCAGGCUAGGGCGCUCGGAGGGACAGUGGCGCAGCACGGCCUGCGCUUCUCUGCAUCCCCAGCGACCCGGCUCGCCGCACCCAGCCCUUCCCCGCGUCCCUCAACGCGGCUCUCGG